AUGCCUUCAAUUAAGACACAUCAAACCAUAACCAUGGCGAAUUUUAGGAUAAUUUGUACGGCAAUCAUCUAUAUUAUAUCCACUAGUACGUCUGUUGUAUUGUUUGAGUUAGCGCCGAAUUAUGCUUUGACGUACGACGAUUAUGCCAAUUUAUGUGCUCCGACCAUUUCGUGUGACUCCAAUAUCAAAUAUCGAAGUAUUAAUGGAUCAUGCAAUAAUUUAAAAACUCCGUGGUUAGGUGCUUCUAUAACUCCACAUUUACGAAUACUUGAUGCUUACUACGAUGAUGGAGAAUAUGAAUUCCGUAGACAAACAAACGGCAAUCCAUUGCCCAACGCAAGAUACAUUCAAUUGAAAUUGUUUCUUGACAAACAGUUUCCGUAUCCAAACGAUCAUAAUGUCCUUUUUAUGGAAUGGGGUCAAUUUAUUGCACACGACACAACCCAUCUACCACCCGACGUCUCAGUCAGUAGCAAUUGUUGUGAUUUGCAAAAAAACAAUCCGGUGCCUCCACAAUGUCAAGCGGUCAUUGAAGUACCGGCAAACGAUCCGACUUAUUCUAAACUCGGACAGACGUGCAUCAAUUUUAACCGUGCGCGGACGUCUAUUUCCGACGGCUGUCAAUUAAAACCUGCAACAUUUAUGGUCCAGGCGACACAUUUCAUCGACGGAUCUCAAAUAUACGGUUCCAUAGAAGAACUCGCAACAAACUUGCGGUCGUUCAAAAACGGUCGAUUAAAAUCGGACUUUUCCGUAGGUCAGCAAGAAUUUUGCCCGCAAAGGAAUCGAACGUCAUUGCGAUGUGACACGUCGGUACAUUCGUUAAUUUGUUAUUUUGCUGGUGACAGUCGAGUAAAUCAAAAUCUAGCAAUAGCUCUUUUUCAAAACAUUUUUUUGAGAUUCCACAAUAUUGUAGCUUAUCAGUUGUAUCGUUUCAAUCCAUUUUGGUCUGACGAAGAAAUUUACCAAGAAACGCGUAGAAUCGUAAUCGCCGUCAUUCAGCACAUUACUUACACUCAUUAUCUGCCAAUUUUAUUAGGAGAAAAGUUUAUGUAUUCUCACGGAUUCUUCGGACAAACAGUAUAUGACGAAACUGUAAAUCCAAGCACGACCUUGGAGCAUUCGACUGGUGCGUUCCGAAUACUUCAUAAACAAAUUCCUUCUGUUUUAAACAUGAUAGAUGAAAACCACUUUAACUUCCAUCGCGUUUUACUCACCGAUUGGAUGAACAUUCCCGAUCUUCUGCCAUUACCAAAUAACUUUGAUGGACUAUUGCGUGGAUUUCAAGAGACGCCUACUCGUGAAGAACAACCGUCUUAUAACACUUGGAUUUCAAAUUUCUUAUUCCAACAAACCACACCAAAAUUCAGAAGCAGUGAUUUGCUCUCGGCAGAUAUACAAAGAGGUCGCGAUACCGGAAUGCCGCCUUAUAAUAAAAUGAGAUCGGUUUGUGGAGUCCCGGAAGCUACAGAAUUUGACGACCUAAUUGAUUUAAUCGCUUACGAAGACAUCCAAAAAUUGAAAACCCUCUACUCUUGUGUGGACGACAUCGAUUUUAUCGUGGGUGCACUAUUAGAAAUGCCCGCCGAAGGUUCAAAAGUUGGUCCCACGUCUCAGUGCAUAAUAGCCGAUAAUUUUUACCGACAAAAGAUUGGUGAUCGUUUCUUUUACGACGUACGAGGACAACCUGGAAGCUUUACACCGGAACAAUUACAUACAUUGAAAAACGUGAAUUUUGGCAGUGUAAUAUGUGCGACGUCUAAUCUCCGCUAUUUACCAGAAGACAUAUUUAUGCCGUUCGACAGCAAAUCUAAUACAAGACAAAUCGAUUGUAACGCUUUUACAUUAAAUCUGAACGCGUGGAAGGAUAUUUAUUUUAGUGAUUAACUAGUCAUAAG
Messenger RNA from Rhopalosiphum maidis (corn leaf aphid), 1898 nucleotides. Its product is annotated as peroxidase-like. The coding region runs from base 1 to 1887 and encodes 628 amino acids. The record is from RefSeq and is a predicted model, not a curated record. Gene Ontology annotation, biological process: response to oxidative stress. NCBI's taxonomy places the organism in Eukaryota, Metazoa, Arthropoda, Insecta, Hemiptera, Aphididae. Gene Ontology annotation, molecular function: peroxidase activity; heme binding. The transcript is spliced from 12 exons.